GGGGCGCCCGGAGCUGCGGCGGGCCUGAAGGAGAGCCGGCCCCUUGGCACACACUCCUUUUCCGUCGACUCGGGGGACGAAGCGGGUGCGGGUGGUGUGGCCACGUCGGGAGACCUGGGAACGGCCGCCUCCGCGAAGAACCGGUCUCCCUGGGCUGGGAGGCAGCGCCCCGGACGCGAGGGAGCGGCGGCCACCUCUCGCUCCUGGCACCAUGGGCUGUACGCUGAGCGCCGAGGACAAGGCGGCGGUGGAGAGGAGUAAGAUGAUCGACCGCAACCUCCGCGAGGACGGCGAGAAGGCGGCGCGCGAGGUCAAGCUGCUGCUGCUGGGUGCCGGUGAAUCUGGGAAAAGUACAAUUGUAAAGCAAAUGAAAAUUAUCCACGAAGCUGGUUAUUCGGAAGAGGAAUGCAAACAAUACAAAGCAGUGGUCUACAGCAACACUAUCCAGUCAAUUAUUGCCAUCAUUCGAGCCAUGGGGAGGUUGAAGAUAGACUUUGGUGACUCAGCUCGGGCGGACGAUGCCCGCCAACUCUUUGUGCUUGCUGGUGCGGCGGAAGAGGGCUUCAUGACUACAGAACUUGCUGGUGUUAUCAAGCGAUUGUGGAAAGACAGCGGGGUCCAAGCCUGUUUCAACAGAUCCCGAGAGUACCAGCUCAAUGAUUCCGCGGCCUACUAUUUGAAUGACUUGGACAGAAUAGCACAACCAAAUUAUAUCCCAACUCAACAGGAUGUUCUGCGAACCAGAGUGAAGACCACAGGGAUUGUUGAAACCCAUUUCACCUUCAAAGAUCUCCAUUUCAAAAUGUUUGAUGUGGGAGGACAGAGAUCUGAGCGGAAGAAGUGGAUUCAUUGCUUUGAAGGAGUGACGGCGAUUAUCUUCUGUGUAGCACUUAGUGACUAUGACCUGGUUCUAGCUGAGGAUGAAGAAAUGAAUCGAAUGCAUGAGAGCAUGAAGCUGUUCGACAGCAUAUGUAACAACAAAUGGUUUACAGACACCUCUAUCAUACUUUUCCUAAACAAAAAGGAUCUCUUUGAAGAAAAAAUUAAAAAGAGCCCUCUUACCAUAUGCUAUCCAGAAUAUGCAGGAUCAAACACGUAUGAAGAGGCAGCUGCAUACAUUCAGUGUCAGUUUGAAGACCUCAAUAAAAGAAAGGACACAAAGGAAAUCUACACCCACUUCACCUGUGCCACGGAUACCAAGAAUGUGCAGUUUGUCUUUGAUGCUGUGACCGAUGUCAUCAUAAAAAAUAAUCUAAAGGAUUGUGGCCUCUUCUAAGUUUUCCAGUCAACGAUAAAUUCCAUUUUCAAACCAAAUGAGUACUUAUAUGUGGAUCUCUCUAGACUAGAGUCUUGCAGCAACACAGAAUGUAGUAUACAGCCAAUGCCUCUGGGGCCUGACCAAAGUUGUUUUGUGUUGUUUUUAACUGAAACUAAGAGAAGGAUCCUUCUGAAAAGUGACAGGUGGUCCUGCAGUGUGAAACUGAAGGACAGUGUUAACGCUGGGCUCUAGUGUAUUGAUGAUUUCUGCGUAAGUGUAAAUAUGCAAAUGUACGUAUACAUGUAUUUAUAAGUUUAGUUUUUCACAUUACUUUUAGGUUUUAAGAAUGACAACUUCAGAUUCUAGUGUGAGUGGUUUGGGAAAUAACAGAAAUACUGAGUAUACCUGUACUGAAUGACAGACUAUUAUGUUUGCCAAUUUUAAACAACUUUAUUUAUGUUCAUGUCCUGUACAUUUUUAAGUACAGUAAUUAAUAUUAGGAAGUAUUACAUACCUUAUCUUGAUUAUAUGUAUACUUGUAAUCAUGAAAGUGUUAUAUGUAAAAGCAUUGCACACAAAUUAUUUUAAUAACAUGAUUUGUUGGUUACAUUUGAUGUAUCUUAUUGUGAUGUUCCCAAGAGGACGAUUGUUCCUGCCUUUAGAUCCAUUAUCAUUGUCUAUGUUUCUCUUUUUCUUUUAUUUUCAGAGAGCAUGCUGCUUUAGUUCUCUUCUUAUUGGGUUCAUAAAAUUAAGAGUUCAGAUAUUGGAGGAGACACUAACUUAAACUUACGGUGUAGUCAGUGUUUAUUCAGCUUGUUUGUUUUCACUUGGAAGUUUAAUAUUAAUUUGGGUGAUAUAUUCGCAUUGCCUUAAAGGUAAUGCCAAGAUUAAUUUUUAUACUGUUUGAAAGAUUACAUUUUUAUUUAAAACUGAUCAGUUGGCUGUUGAGAGUUUACUGUGGGCAAAAAAAUUAAAAUGUCAGCUAAUGAACUUUGAGACAUUCAUUUGUGUAUUUCCUUUGGGAAAUCUCUUGUACCUAGCAUACAUGAUAGUUCCUUGUUUGGAAAAUAGCAAGAAAGUUCUUUGAAUAAACCUACUGCUGAAAUAAUUGAAGCUUUAAAUUCACAUAUGUAACGAUUUUCAAAUGUGAUUAUCACACUAUCUUAAAAUUACUUUCUUCCCUUGCAUAGAUUAUUCAAAUUUCCCCCACAUGCUUGAGUCUGUAUUAUUUCUUUUGAUCUGUGCUAUUAUUUCUGAGGAAUGGAAUGGGCAAUUACACUUAGAAAGUGAGUAAUAGUAUUUAACACAGUCAGUGAUUAUAUGUAUGCUCAAAUAAAUGUUACACAUUAGCUAGAUAUUGAACUUUAAUAGAGUCAUUUUUCUUUUGAGUAUUCAUGAUGUCUCUGUGACCUUCCUUCGGCAAAAUUAGCAGAGUUUCUGACCUUGCCCCACCCUUCAAAACAAAACAACUCGUUUUUAACAGACGAGUAAGCUUGACUGUAAGUAGUUUUUAAGUUUAUGCGCUGUCCUUUUGUGUGUUUUCAAGUAUGUGUGUGUGUACGGGCUUGGGAAGGGUGGGGGUAACCAUAAACUGCAUUUAUAGCUGUUUUAUUUGAGGGAUUUUUUUUUCUGUAAUGUAAACAAAUUCAGAGUUAUCAAAAUUUCCUAAAUGUGUUUAAAUUCUUUAUGUGCCUUUCAUGAAUGAUGUUGUUUUCAUUAAUUUUACCAAUGGAAGAUCUGUAAUGUCCUGUUGUGAAGCUAUGUAUGAAAAAUUCAAAUACAUUAUAAAUAAAUUUGAAUCAUAAGAAAUAUGGUUUAAAAAGCCACAAAGAAGCACAUAUUGGUGAUCAUCAUUGAUGAAUUAUUGAACUUUAUUCUGUGUAAUUGUGUUACUAAUAAAUCCUAAUAAAUUUAAAUUUUUAAAAUUUUACAAACAA
Molecule: messenger RNA, 3195 nt
Organism: Echinops telfairi (small Madagascar hedgehog)
Lineage: Eukaryota; Metazoa; Chordata; Mammalia; Afrosoricida; Tenrecidae
Gene: GNAI1
Product: G protein subunit alpha i1
Exons: 8
Coding region: 212-1276 (354 amino acids)
Biological process (GO): adenylate cyclase-modulating G protein-coupled receptor signaling pathway
Cellular component (GO): heterotrimeric G-protein complex
Molecular function (GO): GTPase activity; G-protein beta/gamma-subunit complex binding; GTP binding
Source: RefSeq, a predicted model, not a curated record